Messenger RNA from Parnassius apollo (apollo), 993 nucleotides. The record is from the annotation of a GenBank genome assembly. NCBI's taxonomy places the organism in Eukaryota, Metazoa, Arthropoda, Insecta, Lepidoptera, Papilionidae.
AUGAAAGAAGUUGAAGACAAUAAGUCAAAAUCUACUCCAAUCGCAAUGGUCGCACCGGAAUUAAAACAGAAUGCUGAAGCUGAUACUGAAAUUACGAAGACUUGUGCAGUUUUAGGGUGUGAAGAUUCGAAAAAUCUUAGUUCUGAUUCAUUUUUUAGAUUUCCAGAGGAUCCAAACUUGAGACAGAUAUGGACAGACCUUACUGGCAGAAAUAAUUGGACACCCACUGACUUCUCUUACAUAUGUAUACAGCACUUCUCAGUGGAUUGUUUUAAAUGUGAUUUUGAGAAUAAAGUUGUGCUGAAUAGUAAAGCAGUACCUUCAAUAAAAUUGCCAAAUCAUGUGUUGGAGGUAGAGUAUAUUGAUGAAGAAACCUUAGACCAUGAAGAUGAUAUGCAAGAAGAGAAUAGUAAAAUGGAAUUAGUGGAAGAACAAAACCAUAAAGAUAUCAAAAUUAAUGACAGUAAAGUCAAACUUAAACAAAAUGAGAAGAAUGGCACCGAGGGAGACAAAGUUGAGUUAUUAAAGCUAUUCACAGAAGUUCAACGAAUGCAGAGGCAAGCGAUCGGUCUACGAGACAAAUUGAAAUGCAACAUGAGAGUACAUAACAGACAGAACAGAUUUUUAAUACGUUUGAAGAAGGUCAUAGAAAUGAAGAAAAAUAUUUUGACUCAGAAAAGGAAGAAAAAGUCAAAAAUUCUACUUUUACUGCAGGAUAAAAUUAAGGAAGACACCAAUGGACUUGUUUUAGCAAUGCCAACAAAACAUACGGAUGAUUUGAAGAAUUUCGCACUUAGUAUUUACAAGUACUCUCCCCAAGCAUACAUAUAUGUUAGGAAUACCUUACGAACAAUGUUGCCCAGUACGGACGUGCUGGAAUCUUGGAUCAAUUCGGGCUUUGAACCAAAAAAUAUGUUGUCUAAUAGUAAUAUAUUAAAACUUGUUUCCGAACAGACCGAUUCACAGUUGACAUGCAAAGUAUCACUACAUUAG